AACAGUGAUGGAAAACAUAUGAGCAGUAACAAGUUUUAAUCUUGCUCUUCAGUACUAACAUGGACUAAUCUGUGGAAGCAGUUUAUUCCAGUAUCACCCAGGACGCAGCCUCACCAGAGGCUGUGUUAGGCAGGCUGUUUUUUCCUUUUCUUUAAAUGUAACACUUCUUUAUCUUUUCUUCUUAAAGAGUCUUAAGGAACUUGCAUUGUAGCUAAGUAGUACAGGGUGGAUAACUUCUUUGAAGAGAACUUCUUUCCUGACAAGAUGGUGGCAGAUUCCUACAAUUUCAACAUUUGGGACUGAGGCAGAAGGAUCUCCUACAGGUCAACCUGGCUAUAUAUAGGGAGAACCUGUUUCAAACCACAAAAUAACAGUUGAACUUUACACAGGACAACAUGAAGGAGUAUAUGAUGCUACUGCUCUUGGCUGUGUGCUCUGCCAAACCCUUCUCUAGCCCUUCACACACAGAACUGAAGAAUAUGAUGUUGAAGGAUAUGGAAGACACAGAUGAUGACGACGAUAACAAUUCUCUUUUUCCAACAAAAGAGCCAGUGAACCCCUUUUUCCCUUUUGAUUUGUUUCCAACAUGUCCAUUUGGGUGCCAAUGUUACUCUCGAGUUGUCCACUGCUCUGAUCUAGGUUUGACUUCGGUCCCAAGCAACAUACCAUUUGACACUCGGAUGGUUGACCUUCAAAAUAACAAAAUUAAGGAAAUUAAAGAAAAUGAUUUUAGAGGGCUCACUUCACUUUAUGCUCUGAUUCUGAACAACAACAAGCUAACAAAGAUUCACCCAAAAACCUUUCUAACCACAAAGAAGUUGAGAAGGCUGUAUUUAUCCCACAAUCAACUAAGUGAAAUUCCACUUAACCUUCCCAAAUCAUUAGCAGAACUCAGAAUUCAUGAUAAUAAAGUUAAGAAAAUACAAAAAGACACGUUCAAAGGAAUGAAUGCUUUACAUGUAUUGGAAAUGAGUGCAAACCCUCUUGAUAACAAUGGAAUAGAACCAGGAGCAUUUGAAGGGGUGACAGUAUUCCAUAUCAGGAUUGCUGAGGCAAAACUAACCUCAAUCCCAAAAGGCCUACCACCAACCUUACUGGAGCUUCAUUUAGAUUUUAAUAAAAUUUCAACUGUGGAACUUGAAGAUUUUAAACGAUACAAAGAACUACAAAGGCUGGGUCUUGGAAACAACAGAAUCACAGAUAUUGAAAAUGGAAGUUUUGCUAAUAUACCACGUGUGAGAGAGAUACACUUGGAACACAAUAAACUAAAAAAAAUCCCUUCAGGAUUACAAGAGUUGAAAUACCUCCAGAUAAUCUUCCUUCAUUAUAAUUCAAUUACGAAAGUGGGGGUGAAUGACUUCUGUCCAACAGUGCCAAAGAUGAAGAAAUCGUUGUACAGUGCAAUAAGUCUAUUCAACAACCCAGUGAAGUACUGGGAAAUACAACCUGCAACAUUCCGUUGUGUUCUCAGCAGAAUGAGUGUUCAGCUUGGGAAUGUUGGAAAAUAAUCAUUAAUGAUGUCUAUUGAAUAUAAGAUUCAAAAUGUAUUCAUUUGGAAUACUUGAACUGUACUAAUAAUGGUAGUAUGUUAUAAAUAAGCAAAACUCUAUUCCAUAUGGUCAAUGACAAAAAAUUUCAGCAGAAUUUUGCCCAACCAUCAAUAUUCAGAAUAAACCUCUAUUGCAGUGUCACUUUGCACAUGAGUGGUUCUGUAUAACUCUUUUGCUUGAACAUUCUUUUCCCAGCAACGAAAAGAUGGAUAUUCCGUAUUUAACCCUUCAUUAUCAAGUGUAUUAAACAGAACUGUACUGUAAACAAAAUGCUUGACUUAGUAACAUUUGUGCCCUUUCUUUGCUAUUAGAAAAACAAAGCCGGCAAAAAUAGCAAUAUGAAGACUACAUUAUUUUUAGUAUCAUUUUAAUAACUUGGAUAGUACUGUAAUAUUUCUAAUAAUGUUGAAAUAUAUAUAGUUUGACAAAAUCAUAUUGAAAUUCUCAACUCAUAAUAAAAGCUCAAGUAUUCACUAUCAACUCAACAGUAAUAUUCAUAAGAGUUAAUUUUGGAGCCAUAACACAUGACUUUCUUUUUAAAUUAUUAUCUGGUCAUAAAACUGUAAAAUGUAAUGAUUGCUUAUAUAAAAUUUAUAAUGUGCAUUUUUAUAAUCAGUUAUGUAAGUUUUUAAGAACACAGCAGCAACUGUUAGGUUACAUAGCGUCGUCACUUCAACUAAGAAUAUUUCGGGAUAUUCCUUUGGAAGAGUAUGGAUGCCAAUCAACUUUGUACCAACUUGUCUCUUCUAACUCGUCUCUUCAAAUAUGCAAACUGGAUAACUCUGAGAAAUGCAUCUAGGCUUACAAAAACUGAAAGCUCUGAACAAAACUCAUGUGUUUAUUUUACUGAUAUUCAAUAUGAAUUAAGUAAAAUUUGAAA
Molecule: messenger RNA, 2430 nt
Organism: Chionomys nivalis (European snow vole)
Lineage: Eukaryota; Metazoa; Chordata; Mammalia; Rodentia; Cricetidae
Gene: Aspn
Product: asporin
Exons: 9
Coding region: 396-1508 (370 amino acids)
Molecular function (GO): protein binding
Source: RefSeq, a predicted model, not a curated record